Messenger RNA from Erpetoichthys calabaricus (reedfish), 6030 nucleotides. RefSeq names its product topoisomerase I binding, arginine/serine-rich a (gene toporsa). The record is from RefSeq and is a predicted model, not a curated record. Lineage: Eukaryota; Metazoa; Chordata; Cladistia; Polypteriformes; Polypteridae. Gene Ontology annotation, biological process: protein polyubiquitination; protein monoubiquitination. The transcript has 2 exons. The coding region runs from base 204 to 3029 and encodes 941 amino acids. Gene Ontology annotation, molecular function: ubiquitin protein ligase activity.
UCUUUGCGCGUUCCAUGGCGUAUGGUGUAGAAAAAUGUCCGCUGUUUCUUAAAGCGAAGGCGAAGUAGAUGACUUUUAGUGUAUACAUAUUUUUAAGAUUUACAUAACGUAAUCCAGAGCUUCUUUUUUGAUGAGGAGUUAAUCAAUGAAGAUGUCUUCAGAUUGACGAGGAAUUCAUCUCAGAAGCUGAAAGAACAAAACGCAUGGUACAGAUGGUGCUAUCAACUAAAAAGACAAAAAUGCGCAGAAGGAACACUGUUAAGGAUGGAUCAAACAAAUCUUCACAAACUUUACCAGCAGAUGCCUCUCCAGAUUCCAAAUGUCCCAUCUGUCUUGACCAGUUCAAUAAUAUGGCAUAUCUAGAUCAAUGCCAGCACAGAUUCUGUUUUCGAUGUAUCCACGAGUGGUCAAAAAACAAAGCGGAAUGCCCCUUGUGCAAGCAACCUUUUAAUAAAAUUUUUCAUAGUAUGAAAGCAAAGGGUGACUUUCAAGAAUUUGUGCUUUCUGAGAAUGGCUCUUUCAACAAUUCUGAUGGCCCUAGGUUCAGAUACCGAACCACUUUGACUAGGGAGCACAGACCGUUAAAUCCACGCAGAAUUACUUCAUCCCCUCCAGACAAUGGCCUACUUUUUGAGGGUCUUGGUUCUAAUCCUCAAUCCCAUAAUGAUCGAGGUGCUCACCGAAUGAUGCUUAGGCUUGCAGCUAGAAGGCAAGCUCAGCCUGAUGGCAGGUCGGCAAGGGUUAUGCAGGAGCAGAACAUGAUCAAUUUUAGGCGAGCACUAUACCGAAAUGGUAUGCGUGUUCGAUCUGUACGUGAUGGUGGCCGCUACAGAGACAUUUCAGCUGAUUUUUUUAGGAGAAAUCCGGCUUGUCUUCAUCGAUUGGUCCCUUGGUUGAGACGUGAGCUAACUGUGCUAUAUGGUGCUCAUGGAUCUCUGAUUAACAUUGUACAGCACAUUAUUAUGACAUGUAUAACUAGAUGUGAUAUGGAAGAUCAGUCCAUCCAAGAGGAGUUAAGACCAUUUUUAUUAACGCGCACGGAUCAUUUUAUGCAUGAGUUUAUUAGUUUUGCUCGUGCCCCAUUUAGUAUGGAGGCGUAUGAUCGGCACGCUGUGUAUGACUGUCCUGCACCAUCCUAUGAAGAAGGAAGUAGUUCAGAUUCAUCUGUCAUAACUAUAUCUGCAGAUGAAGCAGAUUCUGAUGAUGAGAGAAAAAGAUCACCUGCAUCUGUGCCUAGUGUUGCUCUUAGCCAGGCUCCCUGGGAUGAUGAAACUCCUGGUCCAUCAUAUUCAUCUGCAGGUCAGGUUCAGACCACUUCAUUGACUCCACUUGAAUCUCAAAGCAGUGAGGAUGAAAUAGAAGGAGGAGAUGCAGUUUGCUCAGUACAAGACAAUGCUCCGGUCAAGAGUGAUCCAAUAGUUAAUGAAUUGUGUGAUGCUUCUGCCUUGGAUGAAGACUGUGUUAUUGUUGGCUAUGUUAAACCAAUUGCAGAAAGGACUCCAGAGUUAGUUCAGCUGUCUUCUGAUUCUGAGGAAUCAAUGCAAGAAGGUAUCUUAGACACAGCUCCUCUACUUCAGCCUAAAACUUCCCCCAGUAGAGACAGCUCCUCUUCCUCUGUUUGUUCACAUAUUUCCAAUGAAGAACCUUCCCAAAGAACAAACAAGUCUAAAAAACAAACUAGUAACAAAAGCAGAGGUACCAGUAAUUUAAAACAUGAUGAGCAGUCUUUCAAGCUAUCUCACUCCUUUCAUCACAAUAAAAGUUCCAAACGAACUGAUGAUGACCAGUCUUCGAACAAAAAGAGACAUCACCGGGACCAUACAGCACAUAACAGGAGACAUCGUUCUAAAGAAAGAAAGUCGAGGAGCAAUGAUAGAUUGAGAACAAGGCACAAAAGGAGAUCUAGAAGUACAGAUAACUGGUGUGAAAAAAGUCAGUCUGUAUCAUUGACCAGCUGCAACUUGCUGCCUAGAGGAAGAAGGCACUCAAGGUCUGGAAGCAGAGAGUACAAUUCUAGAGAUUUUCAUCCAAGGAACAGAGACAUUGACAAUAAAUACUCUCGAUAUAAACAUGAGAAAUCUUAUUCAUACAGUUGGGAUUCCUAUAAUAGCUACAGUAGAGAGAGAGUACUCAGUGAUUCUUUACAUAUACAGAGUAGGUCUUACUGUUCAAACUACUAUACAACUCCAGACUAUAGUGUCCAGUCCCGGUCAAGCAGUAGAAGCCAUCAAGACAACAGUUACAGAGGACGACGGCGGUCUAGGAGCUUUUCAAGUAGCAGUUCCCAGGGUUCUACUGCCAUCCAUUGUCAAACCAGACAUGAGAAACCAAGUGGAAAGAGGAAGUAUAAAACGCAUCACUUGGAAAGUACCUCAAAAGAAAGAAGAAAAUCUCGGGGUUCACCACUACGCAGCCGGGAUCAGAACCGACACAAGAAUUUAAGGAAAAGCCGGAGUCCAAGUGUGGUAAUUGUUUAUGAAAAGAAAUCUACAAUUGAUGGCAGGCGACGUCAUAAGAAAAAGUUGCAUAAAAAGAGAAACCGGAGACAAUCCAGCAAAGUAAGAGAGAACUUGUCUCCUACUGUUAUUACAAUUCAUAGCGACAGUGAUUGUGAUCAUUCUCCAAAAUCUGCCAGUCCUCCAGCACAAGAUCAGUUACUGAAUAGGAAAAAUAGUACAGUUGAGAUAUCUCCUCCCAUAAAUAACUUAAAUGAGGACUGUGAGCUUUCUUGUGCACAAAUUCCUGCAUGUGCCGUUUCCGAAAAUGGUUUGGGUUCUGCACCUAUAGAUGAUGUUUCUAUUAACAACACCAGUUCCAUAAAUAAUAAUGACAUAAUGCAAAACCUAUGCCCAAUGGAUUAUGUUACUUCAGAUACACAGAGAAGUGGAAAUGAUUUAAUCGCAGCAGAUCAAUUUGAUGAAGUUAAUUGUUUUGAAAACAUUCCUGAAGAGACAAUGUCGCUAAGCACUUCCCAGGAGUCCAUAUUUGAUUUCAAACUUGAUGCUUCACAAAUGACUUCAUCUGUUUAAGUUUUUUUUUUUAUUAUUAUUUCUUAGCAUUUUCAACAACAGUCUCAUACACUGCAGUUUUUCAGCUCAAUUUUUGAUAUUUAUGCUUGUGAUUUUUUUUCUUAUAAACUUACAAAGUUAGCAGUGAAUUUAAUUUGUACAUUAUAUAAGAACUGUAUAAUAUUGAUUAAAUAUUUUUUUUUUAAAUCUUUUGUUUGAAAAAGUUUUCAUUUUAUAGAAAUAUUUGGAUUGGUAGAUACGUUGCAAUGCAUACUCAGGGCAAUAUUUUGAAUAAUUAUACUGCUUUUAUUCUCGUCCAGUUAUAACGAUAUCAAGUAAGUUGAUGUUGUCCAACUUAAAAUGUGAUUGGUCUUUGUAUUUAUAUUUAAAAACAGUUUUUAUAGUUUUUUUUCUAUUUUAGUUUUGUAUUAUGUACUUUCAAUUUUCUGAUCCCAGUUAGUCCAGUAGAGUUCUACUGGAAGCAUUAGAAAUUGAGUUGAACUAAAAUAUUAACACUAGAAUUACCAGAGCCUACAAAAAAACUCGUAGAUCUGUCCCACUUUAAAUCUCUUCGCACCUCUCCAUCAGCAUCUUUUGUCCUGUAAAUGUGUCGAUAAGCAGCCUGCUAUCACAUCCCCCACCGCCACACCGUUUUCUCGGCUCAAGUCUGUUUACCUGCAUGUCAGUUGCUUAGAGUUGUAUAGAGUGAGAAGACAAGCAAAAUGACGCCUUUUAUAAAUACUAUAUCGUUAUUUGGAACACAUGCAUUUCAUGUGUGUUCCAUGUCUACAACAAUCUAUGUACAGUAAACACAUCAUUAAAACAGAAAAGUUUUUCAUGUUUUAGUAAUAAUUGACAAAAUGUAGACAUGAAGUGUAUAAUGUGUGAAGCCUGAAUUCCAAAUAUCAAACAGUUUUACAAAAGGUACAAAUAUAACAGAACAAGUGCACUUCUAUUCAAGAAUAUAACUGCAGAAAAAGAAGGGUGUGACAUUGACACGUAUUUGCUACGAUGCUUUGGUGGCACAACGGUAUCAACUGUUGACUGGUAAUCAAAACUUCACAGGUUCGACCCCAGACGAGUCCGUUUUGAGAAGUGAGCUGCUCUUAUUCUUACUAUUUUAGAAUAAAAACAUACAUUUGAUUUCCGUCUGUAACAGCGGGUAUAAGUUUGUGAUACUUGUAAAGGUUAGCUUUGUUUUUGUUUUUUGUUUUUUUCUCUCAAUCGCGUUCACAAUCCCACACCCCCCCUCUCCAUCGGACAUUGCUGCUUUCACGUAAAGACGUGCUUUAACAUAGGUGAACUUGGAUCAUGACAACGGUUCUACAUCGGUUCAAGAAUGCAUGUCGCACUUUUGCCAUCGCUGUACUUUGUAUACGUACAUGGGAAGCUCUGCAGUCUACUUGUGACUUUAUGCUGUAGGAAGUAAGUAAAUAAAUAAAGGUAAAUAAGUAAAUAAUAUUCGAUCUGGCUCUUAUAUACAAAGUACAGCGACGGGAGCUUCCACCUUCAGCUAUAGACUCUCCACUCUAGUGUUUAGAUCUGGACGGUGCAUAAAGGACAACUCCAAGCAACUGACAGGUAAACAGACUUGAGCUGAGAAAACUGUGCAGCGGUGGGGGAUGUGAUAGCAGGCUGCUUGCUGCUUAUCGACACAUUUACAGGACAAAAGACGCUGAUAGAGAGGUGCGAAGUGAUUUAAGGUGGGACGGAUCUACGAGUUUUUUCGUAUGCUCUGGUAAUUCUAGUGUUAAGUAACCACUUCCAUCACUUUUGUGUUGUUUUUUUUUUUUCCUUCAUUUGGUAUGGCAGAUAACUCUGGAUUCGACUAUUAUAAGACUUACAGUACAUAAUCACCCACACUUACUUGUCCUAAGAAAAUUUAGAAGUGCUGAUCAACCUAAGACUUCCAUUGUUGGAAUAAGGGAAAAUAAUCCCCUGUACACCGAGAAAAUCAUCAAGAAUGCUAGGUUUGAGUAGGUGUUAAUACAAUACCUGGCUGAGAUUUGAACCAGAGUCCCUGGUGGCUGUGGUGCAAGAGUGCCAACCACUUUGUUACAGUGCCAUGCUUUUUAUUAUGUUUGAGGUUAUUUAAGGAUACAAAUAGAAAUUAACAUGCAAGUGCCUGGUGUUAAUUUUACAUUGCCUGCUUUUACCUUUGUACAACAUAAAGGGUAAAGGAUAUGAGCAAAAUUUUAAAACUAAGUCAUAGUUUGCAAAAGUUAAUGUGUUUUUAAUAUCCAGAGAAUUUGAAAAAAUAUAAAUUUUUUGUUGGACCACCUCUUUAAAAAGACAAUAUCCUGAAAGUGACCACCUGUUUAAGUUGAUGUGUACUGUGCUUCCUCUGUUGAGUUCUGCUAAGAAUGUCUUUUGUGAAAUCUUCAGCUUUUACAACUUUUGGAACUUGAAACAACCUGUCUCCAGCUUACCUCCUUCUCAAACCAUUAGUACAUAUAUUACAAAUACAAGAUUAUUAUUAUAAAUUCCUUUAAAUAUAAAACCUAUUUGUGUUACAAAUGUAUUCAAAUGUUCACAUUUCAUAUGUUUUGUUUUCAUGGUGACAAGCUCUAAUGAAUUAAAUACAUGAUGAUAAAAUCAUGUUAUCAAUUACAUUUUCCAGGACUGUGAUACAUCAAGAAGUUUUAGUAAACUACAGCAGUGAAAUACUUUUUGGAGGGAUUUGAUUUGAUGUUAAUGUUGCCAUACUAAAUUUUAUCUGUUUAAAUGAGAGUGUUUAUAAAUUUAUCUCCAGUCACUCUGGGUAAACUCAAAUAAUGUAAGGUAAACUGAAUGCUAUAUAGACCUAAAUAGAUUGAUUCAUCAGCCAUCUGCAAGAGUCAAUUGUAUGACUAAAACUUAAACGUACGUACCUUGUUGUACGACUGUAUAGAUACUAAGUAACACACUGUACCCUCUGAAUAUACACAGUUUGUAUUUUUGGGGCUCAUUUCAAUAAUAGUAGCCAUUCAUUUGUAAAUUGUUUUCUUCUGUUCUUAUAAAAAAUAAAAUUUAAUUCUUGUGA